This is a messenger RNA of Saimiri boliviensis boliviensis (Bolivian squirrel monkey), 594 nucleotides long. The record is from RefSeq and is a predicted model, not a curated record. Lineage: Eukaryota; Metazoa; Chordata; Mammalia; Primates; Cebidae.
CUGGACAUAAUUCUGAAGAUCACCCAGAAAGAGAGACCAAUGUCAUCUCUACCUGUGCCAUACAAACUUCCUGUGUCCUUGUCUAUUGGUUCCUGUGUGAUAAUCAAAGGAACACCGAUCCUCUCUUUUAUCAAUGACCCACAGCUGCAGGUGGAUUUCCACACUGGAAUGGAUGAGGACUCAGAAAUUGCCUUCCAUUUCCGAGUGCAUUUUGGCCAUCGCAUGGUCAUGAACAGUCGUGAGUUUGGGAUAUGGAAGUUGGAAGAGAAAUCGUACUUCGUGCCCUUUGUGGAUGGCGAACCAUUUGAGCUGCGCAUCUACGUGCGUCACAGUGAGUACGAGGUAAAGGUAAAUGGCCAACGCAUUUACAGCUUUGUCCAUCGACUCCCGCCAUCAUUUGUGAAGAUGAUGCAAGUGUGCAGAGAUAUCUUCCUCACCUCAGUGUGUGUCUGCAAUUGAGAGAGAUGACCACAUUCCUCACUGUUGAGGAAUCCUUUUCUACCUGACCAUGGGAUUCCUAGAGCCUGCUAACAGAAUAACCCCUCUUUAUCCCUUCCCUCACACUUGGUUAUUAAAAAAGCACCAAACCUCACA